AUGCGUUUUGAUUUCUCCUCCGGGAACACGAACACGGAGCACGCUGACCAAGUAAUCAGAUUUAUCGAGCAGAGCGGGUUCGAACUGGAGUGGAUCCUGGAGACGCAUGCGCAUGCGGACCACUUGUCUGCGGCUCCCUACAUACAGUCCAAGCUGGGCGGCAAGAUCGCCAUCGGUGAGAAUAUCAAGCUCGUCCAGGAGGUGUUCUCCGGGGUUUUCAACCUCGGCCCCAACUUUAGGAAGGAUGGGUCCCAGUUUGAUCACCUCUUCGCAGAUGGAGAGACCUUCAAGCUUGGCGAACUUCCAGCCUCUGUCAUGUACACACCGGGUCACACACCUGCCUGCGUGUGCUACCUGAUCGGCGAUGCCCUCUUCACCGGGGACACUCUUUUCAUGCCGGACUACGGCACGGCCAGGUGCGACUUUCCAGGAGGCUCAUCCAAGACCUUGUACGCAUCCAUCCAGCGAAUUCUUCAGCUGCCUGAUGCAACGCGCGUGUUCGUGGGCCACGACUAUCUGCCGAAGGGAGGCCGUUCGCACUUCGCAUGGGAGACCACCAUCGGAGACGAGAAGAACAGCAACAUCCACAUUGGUGGGGGUACGUCCGAAGAAGACUUCGUGAACAUGCGGGACAGCCGGGAUGCGCAGCUGGCGGUUCCCAAGCUCAUCGUGCCCUCGGUGCAAUGCAACAUCCGUGCUGGUCGGUUUCCGGAGCCAGACGAGAACGGCAAAGUCUACCUGUCCGUGCCGGUCAACGUCCUGAGCAAUCGGGGCACCCUGAAUCCUUAA
This is a messenger RNA of Symbiodinium sp. CCMP2456, 789 nucleotides long. Lineage: Eukaryota; Dinophyceae; Suessiales; Symbiodiniaceae. The record is from the annotation of a GenBank genome assembly.